Acytostelium subglobosum LB1 is the source of this 567-nucleotide messenger RNA. RefSeq lists its product as hypothetical. Lineage: Eukaryota; Evosea; Eumycetozoa; Acytosteliales; Acytosteliaceae. The transcript is spliced from 2 exons. Gene Ontology annotation, molecular function: protein binding. Bases 1 to 567 code for a protein of 188 amino acids. The record is from RefSeq and is a predicted model, not a curated record.
AUGAGUAAUACGAUCGGUGAUGAUGAUCAUCAUGGACAUGGUCACGGUAAUGGACAUGGACACGCACAUGGACAGGAUGGUCAGUGCUCUCAUAUGGAGUUGAGCAGUACAUCACAGUCAUUGGAUGAGUUGGAGUUUGAACGUGGAGUAUGGGGAGCAGUAGUCAAUAACAAUGUGGACAAGUUACGUUCAUUGUUGAAUGGCAAUGCUGCAUUAUCAAAUGCUGUCGAUAGGACUGGUUACUAUCCACUACACUAUGCUGCAAGACACAAUGACACCAAAUGUCUUGGUCUCCUACUCGACUCUGGUGCUCGAGUCAAUGUGAUCACUGAUGGUGGCGCCACUCCACUUCAUCGUGCAGCAUUCUGCGGUGGUAUCAAUAACUGCAAACUAUUGCUUGAGCGUGAUGGUCGUGUGUUGGAUCAACAGGAUGCAGAUGGAAUGACAGCAUUACACAAGGCAUAUUCACAGAACAACUUGGAUGUGAUUGAAUAUCUCAUUCAGCGAGGCGCUGACACAAACAUCAAGGACAGGAGAGGCAAGAUACCAUCAGAGUACAAACCUUGA